This is a messenger RNA of Hordeum vulgare subsp. vulgare (domesticated barley), 688 nucleotides long. Its product is annotated as classical arabinogalactan protein 4-like. The record is from RefSeq and is a predicted model, not a curated record. Lineage: Eukaryota; Viridiplantae; Streptophyta; Magnoliopsida; Poales; Poaceae. The transcript has 2 exons. The coding region runs from base 1 to 477 and encodes 158 amino acids.
AUGGAGGCGCCGCCGGACUCCUCCGUCGCCCCGGCCGCCCCGCCCGCGUCCUCCCUCCCUCUGCCCGUCGCCCCGCCCCCGGCCUUGGCCUCGGCGACGCCUGCGGCCCCGUCCUCGCUCCCUCCGCCAGCGCCGGAGGUGCCGUCGGUGGUGGCCGCAGCAAUGGAGGUGGACGCCGUCGGGGAGAAGCCGUCGGAGAAGGAGCUCUUCCUGGCCACGGAGUCCGGGGCCGCCAGCGUCUUCGCCUCCCUCGCCCCGGCCGACCUCGCCACUGCCCUCUCCCUCCGCAACGAGGACGGCCGCUCCCUCGUCCACGUCGCCGCCGCAAAUGGAGGCGCUCCUCCGGUGGGUGGCCGAGCUGGGUGUAUCCGGCUCGGGACCUCCGGCGCGGCGAGCUGGUGCUACGCGUGCCCCGCGCUGUCCUGCUCACCAGCGACCGCGUCAUGGCCGACGACCCCAGGAUUGCUUCCUGCGUAGAUGCCCAUCGCCCUCGCCUCUCUAGCAUCCAGGUUGAUGAUGCUGUUUGGGUUGCACAAAAGGCUCUUUCUGCCAUCAGAUCUGAGUGGGAAGAGCAACACCGCUAAUGAGAGAAUUGGAUUUCAAACCUAAACUUUUGAUGUUUAAAACAUGGCUCUGGGCCUUUGCAACGGUAUAAUUAUUUUGAAAUAUAUUUAUGUGUUUGAAAGUA